AUGGAUCAAGCCAUCAAUUUAAUUUCCGCACAGCUCCAGACCACUCUCAACGAUUCCAUUCGCGAAGCUCUUAAUACCCGUCGACCCCUCCUCACUCAUCUCAAUGCAGAUACUACAUGGCUCCUCUCGCUACCAUAUCCUGCCAAGGCGGACAAUGCCCUCCACAGAUCAUAUUAUCACAUAUUGAUUGAUCCAUGGCUGCGCGGUGGUCAAAGCGAUGUUGCGGCCUUCUUCAGUCAACAAUGGCAUGCGCAGGCUAGUGCGGUGCAGAGUAUACAUGAGGUUGAGGAUGUCAUUAGGGGUAUUGAGGAAAUUGCGCAUACGACAAUUGUGGUGGGUGAGAGAAGUUGGAUAGAUGCAGUGGUAGUGAGUCAUGAAUUCACGGACCAUAUGCAUAAGGACACUUUGCUCGAGAUUUCAACUGAUGUUCCUGUAUUCGCGACGUCGAAAGCUGCGGCGGCGAUGGUGUCUUGGGCACAUUUCGAUUAUGUGGGGGAAAUACCUAGGUUUGCGGGCGAUUGGAGAGAAGAUUCUGUGGCGCAUUUGCCAAAGUGGGUGGGUAUAUCGAGAGUUGCGAAAGCGGGUGUGGAUUUACUCUAUUACCAUUCGGCUGUUAUGAUUACUUUUUCUAUGUCUGUGGAGGGGAAUACUGGGAAUGAAGGUGAAGACGAAGUAAUACCUGAAGCUGUGAUAUAUACGCCUCACGGAAUUGACCCCGGAGAUCUUGCAAUAGUGGGGAAAGCUCAGCCGCCUAUUCAGACUCUCGCGUUGCUACAUGGAUUACAGGAUAUUUCAUUGCCUCGAGCACAAUUGAAUAAAGGGGCACAUAAUGGAUUGAAGGUUCAGAGGUUAUUGUAUGCGAAAUACUGGAUUGGUACACACGAUGAGGUCAAGACGGGUGGAGGGAUCGUGAGUUGGUUUUUGAAUCGAAAGGUUGUGACGUUAAAGGAAGCAUUGGAAAGGGAAGUCAGAGAAAAUGGAGAGAGUGGUGAUGUAGAAAAGGUAGGGGAUAUCAAAUUUUUGGAACUGGGAAAUGGUGAGAGUUUGAUUUUGGUGUAA
This is a messenger RNA of Sclerotinia borealis F-4128, 1059 nucleotides long. Lineage: Eukaryota; Fungi; Ascomycota; Leotiomycetes; Helotiales; Sclerotiniaceae. The record is from the annotation of a GenBank genome assembly.